GACAUGAUUCAGUAAUCACUCAAGAAAACCAUACUUUGAUAGAAGAGGAAGCUACUAUACAACCAAAAAAAUGAGCAAGCUUACAAACGUUCAACGCCACAGGAUGGGUGGUCAUGAUGCGGAAGAGCUGAGGAACUUCUGGGAAAAGGUCAUCCAAGAGCAAACUAAGCAACAAGAAGCUGAAGAGUCUAGGCUAAGCAAAAGUGCCCUAAACAAACUUCGCCACGAAUGGACUCUGCGGCUGGAAGGUCGAGCAAGGCAGAUCCAGGCACACAUGAAAACUCGGGAAGAACAAAUGACACCAGUGUCUAUCGAGGCUCUUCCCUCACCAGAUAAAACUGUUGCUUGAAGUUACUGUGCAAACACAGCAAGAACUGUGCCCAAUUUUGACCUACUGCAUGCACCUAUAAACAGCAGUUAUACUGCUGAACAACCAAAAGGUCCAAUUCUGCCCAUUUUCCAAACUAUUUACUAGAGCCACUAUUAAAGUCCUGUUGAAAUUCAGUGCAAGAAUAAUGCUGCAGGAGAAAAAAAAAUGAAAAGGAAUAGAUGAGAAGAAGACAACUCUAAUUUUCCAUGAUUCAUUAUUACUGUGAUGUAUCACGAUUCUCUUAUGUAACUGCAUUUCCAAGUGACAACAACAUACUGCUUGGAAAGGAUGGCUUGUUUAAUAGAAAUAAUACAUUCAGACAGCUGCACGCAAAAUUGCACAUUUCCAUUUGCACAGCACACAGAGUCUGGCUUAAUGCAGAUAUAAGAUGUUCUGUCUGUCUUGAUGAGACACAGUAGAGGGAAUUAAGG
Messenger RNA from Catharus ustulatus (Swainson's thrush), 801 nucleotides. Its product is annotated as protein FAM240B-like. Lineage: Eukaryota; Metazoa; Chordata; Aves; Passeriformes; Turdidae. The transcript is spliced from 3 exons. The record is from RefSeq and is a predicted model, not a curated record. Bases 71 to 349 code for a protein of 92 amino acids.